This is a messenger RNA of Trematosphaeria pertusa, 1502 nucleotides long. RefSeq lists its product as uncharacterized. The transcript is spliced from 2 exons. The record is from RefSeq and is a predicted model, not a curated record. Gene Ontology annotation, molecular function: ATP binding; protein kinase activity. Lineage: Eukaryota; Fungi; Ascomycota; Dothideomycetes; Pleosporales; Trematosphaeriaceae. Bases 1 to 1359 code for a protein of 452 amino acids. Gene Ontology annotation, biological process: protein phosphorylation.
AUGGCGGGACUUGAGGUCGUCGCUUUGCAAUGGCUGCGGUCGGUUUCGUCGCUCUGUUCUUGGGAUCGAAUUGAGCAACGCCGAGAGGACCACAAGAAGACCGAAGCACUCGCACAGAGCCUGAAGCUUUUCAGCCUUAGUGAUCGAAGGCAAGAUCUCAAAGAAGAUUUGGAGAUGGCGCAGACGACGAUGCGAGGACCGAUGCGGGCGGAAAAGGAGCUGAGGUCUAAAGUGGCCGUCUUCGACGAGGCUGCUUCGAAGUUCCAUCAAGGCGUAGGGAGAAUGCGAGCAGUUAGCUCGAGCGAUUCCGCGCUCCUCACGGCUCAAGAUUUGCGACUCAUUGGCUCCUCUGGACUUAAACAAGUCAGUGAAGCUAUUUCGACCGCGAAGGCAUCACAUGUCGCACCGGGCCAAACGCAGGCGACCGACAGGGAAGUCUUGAUAGAGUCGAAACCGUACACGGACAGCACCAAAAAAGAAGCGGAGCGAGAUAUCCGCGAUAUAGCAACUAAACUAAGCCGCGCACUUGCCCACUGGAACGUACCUCAUCUAAUCGGCUACCGACUGGAUGCCGCUGGAGAAGCAGUAGACCUCGUCUACGAUCGGCCUCAGCCAGGCUGCGAGCUCAUUAUUCUCGCGAAAAUCUAUGCUGCAGACACACCAACCCCAUCGCUCAACGUGCGCAUCCGUCUUUGCAGCCAACUUGCCAUCGCAGUCCUCCAAGCCCAUCGACUGGAUCUGGUGCAUAAGCACAUCCGACCAGACAACCCCCUCAUCGCACCCAAAAGGGAAGGUCAGGACGCCAUCACAGACGCCUCGCUUUAUCUCGCAGGCUGGCAAAACGCGCGCAUCAUCCACGGGACGGCCACAGCAAGACUCGGAGACUCCAGCGUCCAUAAAAGCCUCUACCAGCACCCGGAUCGGCAGCUGAAAGAAGGACAAGCCAAGGAAAACUACAACAUCGGCCACGAUAUCUACAGCCUUGGUGUCUGCAUGCUGGAGUUGCUGACCUGGGAAGUCCUCUUCCGCCCAGGAAAGACUCUCCACGAUCCUCCAACGCUGUCGCACGCCUAUGUGCACGCGCUCGAGAAUCUGGACUUCCACGCGGGCAUCGAGAUGUCAGAGGAAGAUGACGUUUCCAAGGCAGAGCUCUACACGAAAGACGCUUUGAACGUCCAAGAGACUCUGGUGUCGGUGGCGAAAGAGAGAGUCCCUCAAUCUGCAGGAGACACGAUGGCGAAUCUGGUCCGCAAGUGCCUCCUCAACACGCUCACUUCUGCAGAGGUGGGCAACGAUCUCAUCGAGGAGUUCGACAGUGAGAUAUUUGACGAGUUUAACAAACUUCUGGCAGUCCUGUAGAUGAGUGCGGGUUGAAUGGAGACGGGUUUUGAAUUACUCUGCCGACAGGAUCACAGGGAGGUAGGCUGCAGAGCAAUUCCUCGCGCUGCGUCCGGCUUAGCGCUGCCUGCGCCACAGGAGGCUGUGCUGCCAUUACAAGGAGG